AUGCCUCCAGUCGUAUUCAUAUCAACUCCAGAAGAGCUCUCUCUCAUACUAGCAACGUUCGACGACCUGCCAGUAUCCCCACCAAGUCUGUACAUCGAUCUGGAAGGCGCGAAGCUCAGCAGGAAUGGUUCGAUCGCUCUACUAACCUUGUAUGUACUACCCAAGGAGACUGUGUAUCUCAUCGACAUCCAUACCCUGGGCGCUCGCGCAUUCUCAACGCCUGCCACUGCAGCAACAUCAAGCGUGACUGCGGCGCUUAAUACUGUGCCGAGCACAACAAACCUCAGUGAAGACACCGGAAAGUCUACCAUAACUCUGAAGUCUAUCUUGGAAUCGACAGCAAUCCCCAAAGUCUUCUUCGAUGUACGCAACGACUCCGACGCCCUCUUCUCCCACUACGCCAUCUCCCUCUCCUGCAUCCACGACAUCCAACUCAUGGAGCUAGCAACUACUACCCGCGGCUCCCGUGAACACCUCCUGGGCUUGGGCAAAGCCAUCGACUACAAUGCCUCACGCCUGAAUAUAACGCCGAUGCAGAGGCAAAGGCUGGUGUCAGGCUCUUCGCUCCCGAGCGAGGUGGCAGAUAUGCGGUCUUUGAAGAGAGACCGUUGA
Alternaria viburni is the source of this 612-nucleotide messenger RNA. RefSeq lists its product as uncharacterized. Bases 1 to 612 code for a protein of 203 amino acids. The record is from RefSeq and is a predicted model, not a curated record. The transcript has 2 exons. Lineage: Eukaryota; Fungi; Ascomycota; Dothideomycetes; Pleosporales; Pleosporaceae. Gene Ontology annotation, molecular function: nucleic acid binding.